Messenger RNA from Rhopilema esculentum, 2721 nucleotides. RefSeq names its product pre-mRNA splicing factor cwf19l1. Gene Ontology annotation, biological process: mRNA splicing, via spliceosome. Gene Ontology annotation, cellular component: post-mRNA release spliceosomal complex. Gene Ontology annotation, molecular function: RNA lariat debranching enzyme activator activity. Lineage: Eukaryota; Metazoa; Cnidaria; Scyphozoa; Rhizostomeae; Rhizostomatidae. The record is from RefSeq and is a predicted model, not a curated record.
GUUCUUUCGAAAUUCUACAAUGGCUGCCAUGAUCAAAGUUGAAAACCUUAUCCGAUGAUACAUAAAUUGCUGACCUUUUUGUCUUCUAUUGGUAUGCUGGUUAGCUACUGAAACAAGCAAGCAUUUGCUGCUCUUAAUUUGUGGUGGCAUGAUGGAAUCAAUUAAAAUACUUGUUUGUGGUGAUGUGAAAGGGCAAUUUGCAAAAAUCUUUAAGAAAGUUGGAAAUCUAAACAAAAAGAAUGGUCCAUUUGAGGUUGUUCUCUGCCCAGGCCAAUUUUUUGCAGCUUCUGAUCAAUGUGAAAAAGAAUGGAAAGAAUGUAUUACAGGAAGCAUCAAAGCACCACUUCCAUUUUAUAUACUUGGACCAACAAUACCAGAAUUUGAAAGUUUCUAUACACAGGUGUCACUUGAAGAUGGGGGAGAACUAUGUCAUAACAUCACAUAUUUAGGCAAAAAAGGAGUUUACACUACUGUGUCAGGAUUGCAAAUUGCAUAUGUUGGAGGUAAACCAGGAGGUGUUGGAAGCAAGUCUGUGACCAAAAUUCAGAAUUCAGAUAUAGAUGCGCUGUUAAAGAAACCUAAAGAGGAUGACAAGUUUACUGGCAUUGAUAUUUUGAUGACCAGUGCGUGGCCUAAAGAUGUUCAAAAAUAUACAAACUUUGAUGUUGACGUAUCAGAUUCUUCAAAACUGGUUUCGAUUGCAGCUUCCGUUUUGAAACCUCGAUAUCAUUUUACUUGCCAUGAGGACUACCACAUGGAAAGGACACCAUACAGGAACCAUCAAGUUUUGCAGGGCAAGCAAGAACAUGUAACCAGGUUUAUCUGUCUUGCGCCAUUUUUAAACAAGGAUAAUAAAAAGUUUCUUUAUGCCUUCAACAUUUGUCCCAUGUCAAAAAUGUCGCGGGAAGAACUCGUCAAGCAACCAGCCGAUUCAACUGAAUUUCCUUUCAAAAAGAUUCUGCAUGAAAUGGAACAAACAGACAGCGAGUCAAAACCAUCGCAGCAACAGUUUUUCUAUGACCAGAAAAAACUAGACGAGUCAAAAAAGCGGAAAAAUGAUUUCCAAGACACCAGUCAACAAAAGAAGCAAGCUAAAGGACCACCGGCACUUACUGGUCCUUGCUGGUUUUGUCUCGGAAGCCCACAGGUGGAGAAGCAUCUUGUCAUCAGUGUUGGACUGCAGACUUAUUUGGCGCUGGCUAAAGGCGGUCUAACAGAAAACCAUGUUCUGAUUUGUCCAAUACACCAUUACAACUCCACUGUUGUUUUACCUGAGGAAACCCUGAUGGAAAUUGAAAAAUACAAGCAAAGUUUGAGAAAGAUGUUUAAAGAGCAGCAAAUGGGAUUGGUAAUUUUUGAAAGAAACUUUUACACGCAGCAUUUACAACUGCAAGUGGUUCCAAUUCACCUUGAGAAAGUAGAAGAAGCAAAAUCUGCGUUUAAAGAAUAUGGACAAUUACAAAGUUUAGAGUUUGCAGAUGUCCCUGAAGAUAAGGAUCUUCAGGAGAUGGUUUCAGUGACAACGCCAUACUUCGCAGUCGAAUUUGAUGAUGGAGACAGAUUGUUACAUCGAGUGAGGUCUAAGAUGCCUCUGCAGUUUGGCAGGGAAGUUUUGGCGAGCUCUGAGCUCUUAGAUCUGCCCGAAAAGGUUGACUGGAAAAACUGCAAGUUAUCAAAAGAGGAAGAAACCAGAAUCACUAAAAAUUUUAGAGUGAGAUUUACUCCAUUUGAUUUCAAUUCAUAACUGACAGUUUUUAAAUUAUAUUUUACAUAUGUUACGUUUUUAGUUAUGUAAAACUGUGCAAUUUUACAAAACCUUUUUUUAUAUAUGCAAAUCAUACCCUUUUAAAGGCCAUAGUUGAAGUUGUAGUUCCUCAAAUUUAAAAACAUUCCCUUAGAUUAAAGUUUCUGUCCGGUGAACAGCAUCAGUUUAAGAAAUUGAUUGCCAAGCCAUCAUCAAACUUCCCAAUAAUAAAUUAUAUUAAAUUACUAUUGACAAAUGUUAAACCAAGCGAGAAUCAAUCUGCAAUGCAAGCUUGCUGCUUUAGAAACAUUUUACCAGAAUUUUCUUACAAAUACAACAUAUUUCGCUGAGGACCUUCGAUGGCCACAACGUCUUUGCUCUCAUAAAAAAUUUGUUAUUUCAUGUAAAUAAUUGUUGUGAUUAAUUUUGCUUGUAAAGGGUUUACACUUUUCAUAACUCUUGUAAUUCUCUGCUCUGAUUAUACUACAGUAAAUAUUAAAUGUCAGAAAAUGUGCGUUACUUAAAAACCUUGUUCCUUUCUUUGCUUGCGAAUAAAACCAACUAUUUAAAUUGCUUAAGGUUUUCUAGGCAGGGGUUUUAAAGAGGAUUAAAAAAACACUCCAAUCAGCUCUUUCCAGCAAUUUUUUAAUAACAUUUUAAUCUGAAAAACAGCAAUUUUUUUGUUUUAAUACUUUAUGUAUUUAAAUACAAAGUCAUCAAUAUUUCAAACAACUACAGCUAAUUUUGUAAAUAAACUAAUUCUUAAUGAACUACAAAAUGAUAUCCAGCUACAUAGCAAUGGAUGAAUUGAAGAACUCAAACAAAAAGCAUUGCGGAAAAGAGCACUGGGACCAAGGUUUUUGCUGGACUGCUGGAUUGAACCAAUGUGCAAAUUAGCAAUGAGUUUGCUACUUUUAUAGGUGAACAGCAAACCAUGAUUCUUUGCAAGAUUCCAAAUAAAUGAUAAAAUGUUUGCU